Molecule: messenger RNA, 1192 nt
Organism: Asparagus officinalis (garden asparagus)
Lineage: Eukaryota; Viridiplantae; Streptophyta; Magnoliopsida; Asparagales; Asparagaceae
Product: annexin D2-like
Exons: 5
Coding region: 64-1014 (316 amino acids)
Cellular component (GO): cytoplasm
Molecular function (GO): calcium-dependent phospholipid binding; calcium ion binding
Source: RefSeq, a predicted model, not a curated record
CCAAAGACGUUCACCUUCUCUCUCUCUAGAGUCUAGAUCUCGAUCCCGAUCACCGGAAAAGCAAUGGCGACGAUCUCAGUCCCCAGUCACGUGCCAUCCCCAUCAGAGGACGCCGAUGAGCUCCGCAAGGCUUUCGCAGGUUGGGGGACGAACGAGGGGCUUAUAAUCUCGAUCCUGGCUCACCGCAACGCCGCUCAGCGUCGGAAAAUUCGUCAGGCUUAUGCUGAUGUUUUCGGCGAGGAUCUGCUCAAGGCGGUCGACAAGGAGCUCACCCGAGACUUUGAGAGAGCUGUGCUCUUGUGGACACUGGAUCCUUCAGAAAGGGAUGCCUUGCUGGCCUUUGAGUCCACUAAAAAGUGGCAUGCAAAUGACAGGGCAUUGAUAGAGAUAGCCUGCACCAGGAGCUCUGAUGAGCUUCUACUGGUGAGAAAGGCUUACCAUGCUCGGUACAAGAGGUCUCUUGAGGAGGAUGUGGCUGCCCAUACCAAGGGUGACUUUCGGAAGCUUUUGGUUCCACUUGUGACUGCAUUGCGCUAUGAGGGGGAAGAAGUGAACUUAUCACUGGCAAAAUCCGAGGCUAAGCUACUCCAUGAGAAGAUCACAGAGAAGGCAUAUAGCGAUGAAGAAAUCAUUAGGGUCUUGACUACAAGAAGCAAGGCGCAAUUGUUUGCGACAUUCAAUGAAUACAACAAUGAGUUUGGCAAUCCAAUCAACAAGGACUUGAAGGCCGAUCCUAAGGAUGAAUUCCUCUCUGCACUAAGGGCCAUCAUAAAAUCCAUCACUUGCCCUGAGAAGUACUUUGAGAAGAUCAUUCGUCUCUCAAUCAACAAGAUGGGCACUGAUGAGGAUGCUGUAACCCGAGUCAUAAUCACUCGUGCUGAGGUUGACAUGAAGCUGAUCAAAGAUGGGUACUACAAAAGGAACAGCGUGGCACUGGAUCGAGCCAUUAAGAAGGAUACAACUGGAGAUUAUGAGGAUUUUCUACUCGCGCUUAUUGGUCAAGAUGAUGCAUGAAAUCUAUAUCUAUCAUGAAAACAUAAACUCUUCGGUGGUAUGCUAUGGUAAUCAAAUAAGAAGAUCCUGGUAUUUGAAGCAGUGAUCAUUUGCCCUAUCCUUGUGUUUUUGGCUUUGCAAGAACCAACUGAUAACUUAAUUAAUGAUAUGUCAGUAUUCACAGCUUGAUUGUUUGCUA